This is a messenger RNA of Cyphellophora attinorum, 2142 nucleotides long. RefSeq names its product DNA polymerase delta catalytic subunit. Gene Ontology annotation, biological process: DNA replication proofreading; base-excision repair, gap-filling; nucleotide-excision repair, DNA gap filling. The coding region runs from base 1 to 2142 and encodes 713 amino acids. NCBI's taxonomy places the organism in Eukaryota, Fungi, Ascomycota, Eurotiomycetes, Chaetothyriales, Cyphellophoraceae. The record is from RefSeq and is a predicted model, not a curated record. Gene Ontology annotation, molecular function: nucleotide binding; 3'-5'-DNA exonuclease activity; DNA-directed DNA polymerase activity. The transcript has 2 exons. Gene Ontology annotation, cellular component: delta DNA polymerase complex.
AUGGCAUGGCGAGACUUUUUCGAGAAAGCAGAUCCAGAUGUCAUCAUCGGCUACAACAUAUCGAAUUUCGACUUUCCCUACCUGCUAGACCGGGCGAAGCACCUCAAGCUGACAAAGUUCCCAUACUGGUCGAGAAUCAAGACUAUGCAAUCUGUGGCCAAAGACACCAAUUUCUCGAGUAAGCAGAUGGGCAACCGAGACACGAAAGCAACGAACACCAAUGGUCGCAUUCAACUGGAUCUACUGCAGCUCGUUCAACGAGAUCAUCAGCUACGAAGCUACACUUUGAAUUCGGUGUGCGCUCAAUUCCUGGGAGAACAGAAAGAAGACGUACACCACAGCAUGAUCACGGAGCUCUUCAAUGGUACUCCAGACUCCCGUCGACGUCUAGCAGUGUACUGUCUCAAAGAUGCAUAUCUGCCACAACGGCUGAUGGACAAGCUGAUGUCACUCGUGAAUUAUACCGAAAUGGCGAGAGUAACGGGCGUUCCGUUCAACUACCUGCUUUCGAGAGGGCAGCAAGUGAAGUUCAUCAGCCAAAUGUUCCGCAAGGCCUUGGCCCAUCAGCUAGUGAUUCCGAACUUGUCCAGCGAUCAAUCAGACGAACAAUACGAGGGUGCUACCGUCAUCGAGCCCACCCGAGGCUACUAUGAUGUGCCCGUGGCAACCCUGGAUUUUGCUUCCCUGUAUCCGUCGAUCAUGCAGGCACACAACCUUUGCUACACCACUCUGCUCAACAAGACCAGUGUGGACAAGCUCAACAUGAAGAAGGACGAGGAUUAUAUUGUUACUCCCAACGGUGACAUGUUCUGCACAUCCAAGGUCCGGAAAGGGUUGUUGACUGAAAUCUUGGAGGAACUCCUGGCUGCUCGAAAACGUGCAAAGAAGGAGCUGGCCUCUGAAACGGAUGCCUUCAAGAAGGCUGUGCUCAACGGUCGUCAGCUCGCUCUGAAGAUCUCGGCCAAUUCUGUGUACGGUCUGACCGGUGCUACAGUCGGGAAGCUGCCUUGCUUGGCCAUCGCUUCUAGCACGACGUCUUAUGGUCGCCAAAUGAUUGAGAAGACCAAGUCAGAGGUCGAAUCGAAGUACACCAUAGCCAAUGGCUACUCUCACGACGCUCAGGUCAUCUACGGUGAUACUGAUUCCGUGAUGGUCAAGUUCGGCGAGAAAGAUUUGAAAAAGGUCAUGGAGAUGGGCGAAGAGGCUGCUAACUUCGUCUCGUCUAAAUUCAUCAAGCCCAUCAAGCUCGAAUUCGAGAAAGUCUACUUCCCAUAUCUGCUUAUCAACAAGAAGCGAUAUGCUGGACUGUACUGGACAAAGCCCGAGAAAUAUGACAAAAUGGACACCAAAGGCAUCGAAACUGUCCGCCGAGACAAUUGUCGAUUGGUGCAGAACGUGAUCGAGACGGUUCUUAAGAAGAUCCUUAUUGAGCGCGACCUGGAAGCUGCUCAAGACUAUGUCAAGGACACCAUCUCCGCUCUGCUGCAGAACAAGCGCGAAGCAGCCCACGUCGAGCUCGCCCAACGCAUGAAGAAACGAGACGCCGGCUCAGCACCUACUCUGGGAGAUCGUGUCGCCUAUGUCAUCGUCAAAGGCCGUGGCGACAGCAAGAACUACGAGAAGUCCGAAGACCCCAUCUACGUGCUUGAGAACAAUGUGCCGAUCGAUACGAAAUACUACCUCGACAACCAACUGGCCAACCCGCUCGGCCGUAUCUUCGAGCCCAUUCUUGGAGAGAAGAAAGCAAACUCGCUCCUUGCCGGCGAGCACACGCGCUCCAUCUCCGUCGCUGCACCGACGCUCGGUGGGCUGAUGAAGUUCGCGAAGAAGACGCAGACGUGCAUGGGUUGCAAGAAGCCGCUGGUAGGUAAGGAGGAAGCCGAUGGGGCAGUAUGCGAGAAUUGUCGACCGCGAAUCGGCGAGCUCUACACGAAGCAAGUGAAGAAGGUGGGCGAGCUGGAGGUGAGGUUUGGGAGAUUGUGGACGCAGUGCCAGCGCUGUCAGGGGAGUAUGCACUCGGAGGUGUUGUGCAGUAGUAGGGAUUGUCCGAUCUUCUAUAUGCGGAUGAAGGCAAGGAAGGAGGUCGAGGAGGCGGGAAGGGAGUUGGGCAGGUUUGAUAGUGAUGUUGGCGCGCUGUGGUGA